CUGGACGGUGCAGUGCCGCCGCUGGCCGCAGAGGGCGCUGCGCGCAUGGCAGGCCGGGCUCCGCGGCCUCCACAUCUUUUUGUCUGAGAACUGGAUCCCUCUGCCGCUCUACAGUGUGCGCCGUAGCCUCGGAGCAGCGUCCGCCACACACUGUCAAACCACUCCAAACGAAUACAGCCGCGACCAAAAAGCAUUGAUCCAACACCUUCUGUCAUGGCGCUCCGAAUCUGUCGGUGAAAUCGCGCGUAUUUGCGACUGCUCGCUGGAACUUAGUCCGGGCUUGAAUCGGGCUGGCUUCGCUGUGUGUGCACCAGUCUUUAUUAGCGAGCUGCCGCUCUCCUUGCUACCAGCGAUUUCUUUAACUUUUUUAAACACUCAGCCUCGCGAAUGACUGAGCGCCGGCGGAGUAUGGGAUCCUUGGCGUCUUAAGAAGCGACUGAAGUGGGCUCUAACCGUUUUUGCAUGCAAAAACCAUGGCAAAUUCGACGGGGAAAAAUCUACUAGAUCAGCGGAGGAAGGGACAGGCUUUCCUGGACGAGCUGCGGCAAUUCCACCAGAGCAGAGGGUCGCCUUUCAAGAAGAUCCCCAUCGUGGGUGGGAGAGAGCUGGACCUGAGCGCGCUCUAUGUCAGAGUCGUCGCUUUGGGUGGAUUUGCUAAGGUCUCGGACAAAAACCAGUGGCUCGAACUCGGAGACGAGUUCAACUUUCCCAGGAGCUGCUCCAACGCUGCGUUCGCUUUAAAACAGUACUACCUUCGAUACUUGGAGAAGUAUGAGAAAGUCCACCACUUCGGCGAGGACGAUGACGAAGCACCGCCGGGGAAUCCCAAAGCCUCUCUUCCAAUCGGUGCAAUUCCCAACUACUAUAACUACCAGCAACACGUUGUAUCAGACUAUCUCCGCCAAAGCUAUGGACUGUCUACGGAUUUCGUUCCACCGUGUGACUAUAACAAACUGGUGCUGUCUCUCCUUUCGGGCCUACCCAACGAGGUGGACUUUGCUGUUAACGUUUGCACUCUGCUUUCCAACGAGAGCAAGCAUGCCAUGCAGCUGGACAAGGACCCCAAAUUGGUCACGUUGCUGCUGGCCCACGCCGGCGUCUUCGACGACUCGCUAGGCAGCUUCUCCGGGGUGUUCGGGAUGGACUGGAAGGAAAAAACCUCCCGGGACUUUGUCAGGUUCUGGAAAGAGGUGGUGGAGGACACUGAAGUCAGGGAGCUGAUCUGGGACAAGGGCAGCUCAGCACAAGAUGGUACGUCGAGUGCGCAGCGCUGGCAGAGCCUCUUCCACCCGCCGCGGAACCUGGGCAUCAGCGACAUGGAGGCCCAGCGGGUGCUGCAGAUUGCCGUUAUCCUGCGAAACCUCUCCUUCGAGGAGGCCAAUGUCAAGCUGCUGGCGGCCAACCGAACGUGCCUGCGCUUCCUUUUGCUCUGUGCCCACUGUAACCUCAUCUCUCUCCGACAGCUCGGACUGGACACGCUGGGCAACGUGGCUGCCGAGCUCCAGCUGGAUCCUGUUGACUUUCGGACGACUCACCUGAUCUUUCACACCAUCACCAAAUGCUUGCUGUCCAGGGACCGGUUCCUCAAAAUGAGAGCCAUGGAGAUCCUGGGCAACCUCAGCAAGGCGGAGGACAACGGGGUGCUAAUCUGCGAGUAUGUGGACCAGGACUCGUACAGGGAGGUGAUGAUGCUCCUCACCCUGCCCGACCUCAUGCUCCUCAUGGCCUCCCUGGAGGUGCUGUACCUGCUGGCCCAGCUCGGAGAGAUUCCCUGCAGCAAGAUCGCCUCUGUCGACCGCAGCAUAGACCUGUUAGUGCGGUUAGUAUCGGUCGAUCUUCACACGUUUGGACCCGACGCCCUAACAGCGGUGCGGCUGAUCGAGCAUCAGGCCAGUGCUGACCAGGCGGCCGAGGUUCGACCACAGCUGGUGGAGCAGGUACCUGCCACCGCGCAGGGAGCACCGGCACCUGCAACAAGGACCUCGGUUCAAUCCACUCAACCACCACCUGGAAUCGUUGAACUCGAUGGGGAGAAAUUCACACUGCAGUGGCUAAACGCACACUUUGAGACCAACACCGAGGGCUCCGUGUCUCGGUCAGAGGUGUACUCCGAGUACCUGGCCACGUGCAGUAAAAUGGGACGCAGCAACAUCUUGAACUCCACCGGCUUCCUCAAAUGUCUGCGGACUGUGUUCCCCAACCACACAAUGAGGCGGCAGGAUGAGCCAAAGGCAAACGGCCAGGUUCAGAUCCUUCUGGUUGGGCUAAGGCGAAGGUCGAUCCCCCUGCCCAUCCAGCUGUACUACCAGCAGCAACAUCCGGCAGCAACUCCUACACCCCCAGGAGCACCUGGAGACCCUCAGGCCCCGACAUCAGGCUUGCCUCCCGGGAUUCCCAUUCUUGGACCCCAGUUUAUCCGGGUCCCUGGCCUCAGCACCGCCCCAUCCAUCGCCUUGACUGCACAGGAACCUGCCCAUUCAAGCCACCUGACUGUCCCUCGUCACCCGUUAUCACCAAGUCCUCUGGCGGCGGUGCAGCAGCAGCAGCAGGUCCGCCCUUGUCCAUCGGCACCAGCCACCCAGAACCAUAGCCCUCAGAACCCCGCGGCUCAGCAACACUCCCCCAUGCUCCCCACGGGGACGCCAGUCACACUAUUUCAGCAGGUACCACAGGGCCAUAUCCUCACUGCCAGGGUACAAGGCGUGUGCCCCCCAAUCACCCAGCACCCUCCCCUGUCUCAAACUCCUCCCCAGGCGGAAUCGCAGUGUGUUGCUGCAGCGUCGACGUCCUCCCCUCCCAUCCAGGUGGGUGGUUGUCAGGCGUUAAGCAUCACGGGUGUGCCCAAUUCCCAGGGGUCACGUGUUGCAUUUCAGAACAUCGCCCCCAAGCCGGCGCCGAACCAGUCAGGUGGACUGGCAUCCACGAUAUCCACUCAAAACCAGCAGGCGCAGAGUGUAGUAAUAGUCAGCCCCAGCCCCCAGCAGAGCCCAGCCUACACCCCUGCAAUCCACCAGAUCGUUCUCACCAACCCCUCCACCAUUCCCGGUGUCCAGACUAUCCAGAUAGCAGGGCAGCCUGGAGCUGCUUCCAGCCCCUGCCCGCCACCUUCCUCUCACUCCAAUACCCAGAUCCAGCCAAAUCAAACUGUCAGCCACGCACUGUCCAUGAAACGGCUUCAACAGCAGCAUCAACAACAGCAGCCACAACUCCAAAUUAUUUCCCAGACUCCUCCCUCUCAACCUACCUCCACUGAGUCCAGCUUGAUCAAACAGCUGCUGCUUCCAAAGCGUGGGCCUUCUACGCCGGGAGGAAAGCUCAUCCUUCCUGCUCCGCAGGUGCCCCCUCCCAACAGCACGAUAGCCCCCAGUCCACAGGUCGUCUACCAGGCAGGCUACAGCACGCAGAACCCCUCUCCUCAGCCGCUCAAUGUCCAGCUGGUUCCUGGCCAGCUUCCUGCUGCAGGAGCUCCAGCCCUCCAGACGGUCCAGCUCUUGCCAGGCCAGCUCAUUUCUACGAGUAGCCCCGGGGCAGCUACCAUAAUCCAGGGCCCCACAACAGCUGGACAAGUCACAUUCACCGUGGUCCCCAACACUGGCUUCACCACCUCUACUGCUGCUGUCGCCGCUGUCAGCCAGGGUGCUGUCGCUCCAGUCGCUCCCCCUCCUCCAUUCUCUACUGGAACGGUGCCCCACCACACCCCAGCAGCUCCGCCACCACCAACGCCACUGCCAGCACCCCUUAGAGGAGACAAGAUCAUUUGUCAAAAGGAGGAGGAGGCAAAGGAUGCCACUGGGCUGCAUAUCCACGAGAGGAAGAUAGAGGUGAUGGAGAACUCCUCUGUGGCAGGCGGAGACUCCUCCCAUGGCAAAACCAGUAACGGCGAUGUUGCGGCAGGUGCGAAGCUACUCAACGGUCGGAAGUGCAUGGAGUCUAAUCUACCUCCACACCACUCAGGGAAUAGUCAGGGGGCACUCAAUGGCCCGGCAGUGGAGAGCCACCCUGCGAAUGGGAAGCAGGCACUCUCCCCCGGCCUGAACAACCCUCUGGAGGGCAACACCGACCCCAAAAAGACUCUAGUCAACGGCGUGUGUGACUUUGACCGGGUUGACAAUGGCGGCAACUUAAACAAAAACAUUCCAAAUCACAUCGCUUCCAAACAGUACUUGGGGAACGGGGAAGUGGACCCAUCUGUAAAGAGUCACGGCUCCCCUCUCCCUUGUCCUCCUCCCCCCCAGCAGGACACUGCCAAAGCCCAGCUGGCCGAGCGCUUGGCCAACGGACCCCAUGCAGUAGGCAAUAGGUUUCCCUCGGAAUUAACCAAUGGACCUUUGGGGCUCGGCGGCCACGCUGUGCUAAGACAGCAACUGCUCCCUAACUCCUCCCUCCCCUCCACUGUCACCAUUACCUCCCAGAGUCUCGCUGCCUGUCCGGCAAACGGUGUGGCCUCUGAGGCCCGGGGCCUCAAGAGGCCGGCCGAGAGCGAGGACCGCAGCGCAGGGGCGGUGUGCUCGGGAAUCCCCAAUAAGGUGGGAGUGCGGAUCAUCACCAUCAGUGACCCCAACAAUGCCGGCAGCAGUGCCACUAUGGUGGCAGUGCCAGCAGGAACAGACCCAAGCACAGUAGCCAAAGUAGCAAUAGAGAACGCCACUCAGCAGAGGAACUGCUCCGCCGCAGAGACAGCUGGCUCGAAGCCGACCAUAACCCCAUCUCCGCCCCCUGUAUCCCAGCCCGCACCAGUGGGUAACCACAGCCCUCACCUCCCAGCACAGCAAACCUCUGCAGCACCACCACCACCAGAGCAAAGCAGGAAAGCGGGGCAGAACUUUAAGUGUCUGUGGCAGUCCUGUAAACGGUGGUUUGAAACGCCAUCUCAGGUGUUUUACCACGCAGCGACGCAACACGGUGGAAAGGACGCAUACGGCGGCCAUUGUCAAUGGGAGGGAUGUGAACCUUUCCCCCGGCAGAGACUGUCUUUCAUCACGCAUCUACAGGAUAAGCACUGUUCCCGAGAGGCUUUGCUCGCGGCACUCAAAGUAGAGGAGCAAAAGGCACAAAGUCCCAAUCAGACUUCUUCCCAGACUCCACCAGCGGCAGGCAGUCCUUCAGCACAGCGAGCACCGAAAGCAAUCGUCAAUCAUCCGAGCGCAGCUCUCAUGGCCCUACGCAGAGGCUCUCGAAACCUGGUCUUCAGGGACUUCACUGAUGAGAAAGAGGGACCAGUGACCAAACACAUACGACUUACUGCUGCCUUAACGUUAAAGAACAUCGCCAAGCACUCCGACUGUGGACGCAUGUUGGUGAAGAGGCACGAGACGCACCUCUCUGUGCUGGCGCUAAGUAACAUGGAGGUUUCCACCACGCUCGCCAAAUGCCUUUAUGAACUGACGCGCUCGCUCCAGGCAUAACGCCAAAAGAACAACCUCGACAAGCCCCUCACCCACCAACGCCAUCCCUCCACUGAGACGAGAGGGACAAAAGCCACCGGUGAGCCGUAGCGGGUCCACAGGGGCUGGGGGGGAGCGGAGGACGGGCAACCGCAACCGAGACCCUCCUUCUGCCGUGCCUGCCACCCCUCCCCAACCCCCUUCACCUCCUUCCUUGCCAACCUGUGUUUUAAGCGCCCCCUCCAGCACACACUCACAAAAAAAACUGCCACGGGGGUCUUCCACCAGCUGCCCACCUGGGGAGCUCUUUUAUGACUGCUUCCCCAAAGGGACUCCACUGACGAAACCCCAAACCACGAGCACAUUUUGUUCCAGUUCCUCUGUUCUGUUUAAUUCUUCUCUUCGUCCCGUGAACCGAUGUGUGCGAUGGAGCGAGUUGUGGUCGACUGAAAAGCGCGGGUGGGCAGGGAGGAGGGGGCGGGGCUGUUUUAGGCGUCCCACGGGGGUUGUGUGGAGGAGGACUCAGCUGGCGACUGGCGCAGAUUUUUUUUUUUCUUUAGAAACUUGGUAGCUUGUUUUCUUACUUGAGUCAAUAUAUUUUCACUUAUUUAUUAUUGAAAUGAAUACCAUUACAAUUAAUGAAAAAGAAUCUUGUAAAUAUGUUGUGAAUAUAUAUAAAGAAGAUCCUCUUUCAUGCCGAUGCAGCCACUGGAGAACUUGCUCUGUGGAGUAAUAGAAGCAUUACUUUGGUAGGAUUGAAUAAAGUAGUAUGUUUUUGUUUUUGUUUGGGUUUUUUUUUUUCUUCUUUUUUUUGUUGCUUUUUUAUGAUCCCUGGUCACUUGUAUCUAAUGUGAUUCUAUACUCAGCAGUGGAUGAAUGUACUUAAAAACCUGUAAAUAAUUCUGCAAAGGUACUGAUGCUGUAAAGCUUAGGGAGGGGGAAAAACAGUUUUUUGUGGAACUGUGACAUUUUUUGUAUUAUAAUACCUUGUAGAACUCAUUUUGCUGGCUGAAAGAGUAUGGAAUAAUAUAUCAUGUCAUUUUGUAGAAGAAAAAAAAAUAUUGAAGGUAUCCCUUUCCUUCCUCUUCCCUCACACACCCUCCCCCCUCCUUCCCCCUCAACACGCACACACAAGUGACAUAUAUCCACUGUAAGCGUUUUUGUCAUUGUACGGGCACAGUGCGCGUACCAAAAUUCUUUUGUAUUUGUAAAUUGGUUUAAAUACAUGGAGUUUUUAUACAGGUUUUCUCCUGUGUUCUUUGCUUUACGUGCAGGUAUGAUAUUUUCUUCACUACUUUUUUCUAUCUUAAUAUAGUGUGGAGUUUUAUUGUACUAUUUUUUCAUUCUUAAUACCAUGCCACAUUCCGGCUCACGUCCUCAGACUGUCCUCUCUACCGUGUGUUGUGUAACAUUUAUGACUGCCUGUCGUAUUAGCAUCUGACCGGGGCGACCCAACCAUCCUCAUUUCUGCGGUGUCAGUAGGAUGUGUGACUAUACAUAGACCUAACAGUCUGUUAGAGAUUGGCUUUAUUUACUUUGGUGACUGUUUAUAGUUUUUAAAUAAAACACUGAACAUUU
Molecule: messenger RNA, 6962 nt
Organism: Scophthalmus maximus (turbot)
Lineage: Eukaryota; Metazoa; Chordata; Actinopteri; Pleuronectiformes; Scophthalmidae
Gene: arid2
Product: AT rich interactive domain 2 (ARID, RFX-like)
Exons: 21
Coding region: 474-5405 (1643 amino acids)
Biological process (GO): regulation of DNA-templated transcription
Cellular component (GO): SWI/SNF superfamily-type complex
Molecular function (GO): DNA binding
Source: RefSeq, a predicted model, not a curated record